UUGUCAGUUCACUGUUUCCCGUCGAGCGGUCGGACCUAGCUGCAGUUUCACACACCAAAAUGGCGUCACGGGAUGAUUCGGUGAGGGAGUUUGUUGCAGUUACCGGUGUUGAGGAGGAGAGAGCCCGUUUUUUCCUCGAAUCGGCUGGCUGGGAUUUGCAGCUCGCCCUUGCCAGUUUCUUUGAGGACGGAGGAGAUGAUGAUAUUGUGACUCUUCCUCAGCCAGAAAGCGGCCUUGCGCCUCGAUCCUCAGGACCAAGUGAACACAGAGUGACUUCCUUCAGAGACUUGAAGCAUGAAGAUGAAGAGGAGAGUGAUGAAGAAGGUCAGAGGUUCUUUGCUGGUGGUUCAGAACGCAGUGGUCAGCAGAUUGUUGGUCCACCCAAGAAGAAGAGCACAAAUGAGGUGGUUGAGGACUUGUUCAAGGGUGCUAAGGAGCACGGUGCUGUUCCAGUUGACAAAGCAGGCAAAGGACACGGAGAGUCUAGCAGAGCUAAGGCAUUUGUAGGAGGAGGAUAUCGUCUGGGUGUAGCACCAGAUGAGGAGUCUGCCUUUGUGGCUGGAGAGAGGAGAUCCUUAGGCAGUUCUCAAGAUGUACAUGUGGUGCUGAAGCUGUGGAAGACUGGAUUCAGCCUUGACGAUGGAGAGCUGAGAAACUACAACGAUCCUGGGAAUGCUCUCUUCCUGGAGUCCAUCCGCAGGGGGGAGAUCCCUCUGGAGCUGAGGCAGCGCUCUCGUAGUGGGCAGGUGAAUCUGGAUAUGGAAGACCACAGGGAUGAAGACUUCAACAAACCCAAGCUUGCCUUCAAGGCUUUUACUGGGGAGGGUCAGAAACUGGGCAGUGCCACUCCAGAAUUGGUGUCUGUCCCUAGAAUGGAUCUGGGAAAUCAGGCUGCGAGUGAGGCUCAGGCCUGUGCGUCUAUCAACCUGGACGAGUCGCAGCCCGUCACCAACAUACAGAUCAGACUGGCUGAUGGAGGACGACUGGUGCAGAAGUUUAACCACACCCACAGGGUCUCUGAUAUACGCCAGUUCGUGGUGAACGCUCGACCAGCCAUGGCUGCAACAGAGUUUGUCCUCAUGACGACUUUCCCCAACAAGGAGCUGACGGAUGAGAGUCAGACGCUGAAAGAGGCCAACCUGCUGAACGCGGUCAUUGUACAGCGGCUAAAGUGAUGGCGCCUUCUAGUGGCUAUGUUUUAUCACAGCACUCUGAGUUUCCUACUCAACAGGGGACACAAGGACUUGAGGACUUCUCAUUAAUUUUUUUUUCAUUCGUGAUAUUUUUCUCUUUGGCAGUUUGUGAUGUUGCAGUUUGCAUAUGACAGAUGGUGUUGCAGUUUUGCAUAUGCAGUUUGCAUACGACAUAAUAGAGUUUGGGGGGAAAUUAAAAAGUAAUUCCUAUCAAAUGCUUUAAUGGAAGGAGAGAAGAAUAAAGUUUCCCAACAAACCAAUUAAACCGAAACUGAAAAUAAAGCGCUUUCUAAGAGUUUUCACCUCAAUGUUUUUACCUCAAUAUUUCUUAAGCAGUUCUACUGUUUUUUUUUUAUUUCAACUUAUUGUCUCUUUUCUGAAUGCAAGCUUGUCUCUCACCAUAAACUCCAGUCUCAACUCAUAAUACCUUUAGCCUUACAACCCAACACCCACUUCAGUGGACAUCAAAUUGAAUUGCUUCAGUACAAAGCUGAUGGUUGUUAACACUAAAAUAGUUUAUUUUAAAUUGACAAAUGCACCUUAUCUGUCUUGUUGCCUGAUUAAAUAUGCUAUCAAGAUAAAGUAGCUGUUUCAGAGUCGGCUUUGCUGUGCUGUUUAAACACAUCGGCAGCUAUGAUGUAUUCUAUGCAGCCACUUGUAGAAGUUGGAGACACUGCGUGGUUGUGUGGUAAUUCUGUGAUUAAAAUCUCUCUGUCUACCA
Tachysurus vachellii is the source of this 1914-nucleotide messenger RNA. RefSeq names its product NSFL1 (p97) cofactor (p47) (gene nsfl1c). Gene Ontology annotation, biological process: proteasome-mediated ubiquitin-dependent protein catabolic process; nuclear membrane reassembly; membrane fusion. Gene Ontology annotation, cellular component: cytosol; nucleus. Bases 60 to 1175 code for a protein of 371 amino acids. Gene Ontology annotation, molecular function: ubiquitin binding. The record is from RefSeq and is a predicted model, not a curated record. The transcript is spliced from 9 exons. NCBI's taxonomy places the organism in Eukaryota, Metazoa, Chordata, Actinopteri, Siluriformes, Bagridae.